Molecule: messenger RNA, 321 nt
Organism: Penicillium canariense
Lineage: Eukaryota; Fungi; Ascomycota; Eurotiomycetes; Eurotiales; Aspergillaceae
Product: 60S ribosomal protein eL30
Exons: 3
Coding region: 1-321 (106 amino acids)
Cellular component (GO): cytosolic large ribosomal subunit
Molecular function (GO): RNA binding; structural constituent of ribosome
Source: RefSeq, a predicted model, not a curated record
AUGGCCAAGACCAAGAAGUCUGGUGACACCCUCGCCUCCCGCCUCGCUCUCGUCAUGAAGUCAGGCAAGGUCACUAUGGGCUCUAAGUCCAGCAUGAAGACCCUCCGCUCCGGCAAGGCCAAGCUGAUUCUCAUCGCCGGCAACUGCCCGCCCCUGCGCAAAUCCGAGCUCGAGUACUACGCUAUGCUGGCCAAGGUCCCCGUACACCACUUCAACGGCAACAACAUUGAGCUUGGCACUGCCUGCGGUAAAUUGUUCCGCUGCUCUACUAUGGCUGUCCUGGAUGCCGGUGACUCCGACAUUCUGAGCCGCGAGGCAUAA